AUGUUGACAUUAGUAGUUGUGAAGGAACCGCGUCGUUCUUCGGAAUUACCCACUGUGAUGGAAGUUUAUGAGGAUGCAGUAAGGAAUCCCGCUCGUUACGGCCGGCACGUUGACGGCGCCCUGAUGUUUGCUGUUUUCCGAGGAAAAGUCUCCGAAGGAAUUGACUUUGCUGAUGAUCUCGCUAGAUUGGUAAUCUCUGUUGGCAUCCCAUUUCCUAAUGCCAUGGAUGAUUUGGUGAAAGAGAAGAAGAUUUAUAAUGACGAGUUUUGUAAAACCAAAGCGUUGCUCACUGGAGAUCAAUGGUACGUGUCGCAAGCUUAUCGUGCUCUGAAUCAAGCGCUUGGCAGGUGUUUACGUCAUCGAAACGAUUGGGGUGCUCUAGUUCUUGUCGAUGAGCGAUUGACAGCUCAAGCGGUGAGAUAUGGAGGAAGUCAGUUGAUACAAUUGUUCAACGGAGCAUGCAAGAAGGCAAAAGUGUUUUAG
Molecule: messenger RNA, 483 nt
Organism: Strongylus vulgaris
Lineage: Eukaryota; Metazoa; Nematoda; Chromadorea; Rhabditida; Strongylidae
Source: the annotation of a GenBank genome assembly